Messenger RNA from Miscanthus lutarioriparius, 306 nucleotides. Lineage: Eukaryota; Viridiplantae; Streptophyta; Magnoliopsida; Poales; Poaceae. The record is from the annotation of a GenBank genome assembly.
AUGUGCGACCACUGCUUCAAGGGAGGAGCCAGGACAUGCCAUUUAUGGCUCCACGGUGGCAUCAACUAUCGCAAAGUCAGCGGUUCAAGCUCCACCCAUGGCCAGGUUCGAUCUUAUCAGCUUCCUCUAAGUACCAUGCACGAGGCCCUGCAGGUAGUGGUUCUAAAACCCAUCAUGAAGAUCCUAGGUGAUCUUCAGAGGAGUGUUGAUGAACUCAAGAAAGAGAAGGAUGAGAACGAAGAGAAGGAGAAGCAUCUCAAGAAGAACCUGGACAACCUUGGUGACCACCUGGCAUCCAUGGUUUAG